AUGUCCACCUGCCGCCAGAGCAAGACAUCGAAGAGCGAUGCUGCGGGCCGGAGCAAGUCAAAGAGAUCAUCAGAGCAGGUUGUUGCGGACACACCCGUGAAGAAGGAUGAUGAGCAGAAAAAAAAACUGUAUGAGAGCCGAAGAAAAAAUCUUAGAUAUCGUUUGAGUGCUGAAGACUACCAAAAGAUCCAGGGCUAUGAUGAUCUGCAGAAGCAGCUGGAUGAGGCGAAGGCGCUGUUGGCCCAAUGUCAGGACCCGCAAGGAUUGGUGAAGAGUUUGCAGGAAUCCGCUGAGCGCAUACGGCUUCUCGAAAAAGAGAAUGUGGACUUGCCUCGGAUUUUGACAAACUAUGUCUCGAACCCUGCUAUGCUUCCUUGCAGAGCUGCAGAUGCCUCAAUCAAAAGGGAGGUUCUAGUCAAGAGGGAGGUUGGUGAGCCUUCCGUGACUAUGGGAUGGAAAACCUGUGACAAGAAGGAUCGCGCUUCUGGGGAGGGCUGCCUGGCAGAAUUUGCGAUCCCCAACCAGAUCCGGGAUCGCGCUUCUGGGGAGGGCUGCCUGGCAGAAUUUGCGAUCCCCAACCAGAUCCGGGAUCGCGCUUCUGGGGAGGGCUGCCUGGCAGAAUUUGCGAUCCCCAACCAGAUCCGGGAUCGCGUUGCCUAUUUGAAAUUGUAA
Messenger RNA from Cladocopium goreaui, 672 nucleotides. NCBI's taxonomy places the organism in Eukaryota, Dinophyceae, Suessiales, Symbiodiniaceae. The record is from the annotation of a GenBank genome assembly.